AUGAGCGCAUCGUUCAUGCCGCUGUUUAUCAUCGGCGAUGAAAAUGAGAGCGUUGCAGAAGAAUUAGAACAACCUCAGAGCGUCGCUGAUAUCACAUCGUGGAAUCUGGUUGCGAGUACAAGUCGAACAGUUGAAGAUGCUCUCUUCAAUCUGCUCAAGAAUGAGGACGAACGAGUACUUGUGGCUAAGUUUUUCUCGGUUAUGCGAUCUAAAGGUAUCUUAACGACUGAUCCGCGGCUGAGAGAGACCAUGCAGAAGAUUCAAAAGCUGCAGCAGCAACGCAUUUUGGAAAAUGCCAACGACGCUUUCAACUUAAGCCUGGAAAAAGAAUCAUUCUUCGAGUGUAUUUCCGACUGUAUUGACCUAAUCGCCAAAGCUCUAAAACUGGAGCUAGUGAUUCCAAACUGGUUUUCGUUUUGCAAACUUAUUGGCCUCAUUUAUGAGGAAUGCAGUUCCAUCGACGACGGAAAAAUAGAGCGUUUUAAGAUUGCAGACUAUAUUCCGCAGGCAACGGCACAGCCUCAGAAGAGCUGGGGUGUGGCUGUGUGCACGAUCGACGGUCAGAGAGCUGCGUGGGGAGACUAUGCACUGCCAUGGUGCAUGCAGUCCGUGUGCAAGCCAUUCAUAUACGGAAUAGCCCUUGACACGCUUGGAGAUGAAACGGUUCAUAAGUAUGUCGGCCAAGAACCCUCCGGAGGACUGUCUGACGACAUAUCGCUAGACUCUCACAAUAGGCCACACAAUCCGAUGAUAAAUGCAGGUACGAUUGUCAUAUUGUCGCUACUUAAGGUACCGUCCACAUGCCGAUAUGCGACGCUUGUGUCCACUAUCACGAGUUUAGCGUUCGGAAAUGCACAUGUCUGA
Messenger RNA from Soboliphyme baturini, 864 nucleotides. The record is from the annotation of a GenBank genome assembly. Lineage: Eukaryota; Metazoa; Nematoda; Enoplea; Dioctophymatida; Soboliphymatidae.